This is a messenger RNA of Closterium sp. NIES-67, 1679 nucleotides long. NCBI's taxonomy places the organism in Eukaryota, Viridiplantae, Streptophyta, Zygnematophyceae, Desmidiales, Closteriaceae. The record is from the annotation of a GenBank genome assembly.
AAUUCAACACACCCUGAAGUGCACCUCCGAUCUCCCUCCCUCAACUUUAGCAGCUCCUGAGCCAGUUCCUUGAGCAGCCAAUUCUCGCAGCACUCCAACGACCGCGACUAGCUUUUACUUUCAGCACUCGCUACUAUGGCGCUCGCAGAAAUCGACCAGUCCCCUUUCGAGCACCUGUUCGACCUAGAGACCAUCCCCGCGUGUCCCGACUCCGGCGACAUGGACACGGCAGUCGACUCCUUCCUCAACCUCCCCAGCUUCCCCUGGACCGCCUGCGACGACCACACUGGGGCUCCCAAGACCGUGACCCCCGCACCUGCGACGUCCGUCGGUAUAUCCGGCGGGAAGAGCGGCGGAAAGAGCGGCAAGGCGAAGGCGAGCAAGGCGGCGCAGCGCGCGACGCAGAAGCAGCUGCUCGCGGCGAUCAUGGAGGCCCUCGCCGACUCCGACGACGCCGACGAGCCCUCCUCGCCCGAAUCCGCCUCUGCUCCCGCCCCGCCGGCUAAGCGCGCCAAGCUGGCCCCCCGCGACGCCGUUGAGUCCCGCCCGCUGCCGCAAUUGGACAGCCUGAGCAACAACAGCCCGGCGAGCAGCGGUAACCCGUCGUCCGCGCUGCUCGACUCGCUGCUGGGUCAGCUGCCGCGGGUCGAUACGCACCUCGACGCGAUCAUCGCCGCGCUCGACGGCGGCUCAGACGCGGAGAAGAGGCAACCGGGGCAGACGGGAAGCAGCAGCGCAGCUUAUGAGCAGGCAGAGGCGGCGGAGCGCAACAGCGCGGACCAGCGCGUACUUGCGCGCGCCAACAGCUCCAGCAGCGUGGAUAGCUCCGCCGCGGAAGCCGCCGCCGCUGCCGCCGCCGCGUUGGCAGUGGGUUCGCUUAAGCGCAAGGCGCCGGAGUGUGAGGUCGUGUCCCCCGUUGCGCCUGCCGCAGCCGUGAGCGGAAGCGAGGCGGAGAUGGCGCGCCAGAUGCGCCGUGCGCUCGGAGCUGCCGUCCUCCGCAGCGGCCCGUGCCCCGCACCCGCUGCCUUCGCCGCCCCCGCGGCCCCCGCCGCUCCGCUGCCAGUGUCUAAUGGUCCGCUGCGGAUGCCCAUCCGCCUGCCCACCGCUGAGGUGGCGGCUCCCGCGCCACUAGCCAUGCGCGCCGCUGCGCCAGAAGCGGCAGCUCCCAUGUACAAUGACAGCUCAGACGAUGACAUGGCGGGUUUCGGCGGAAGCCCCGCGUGCGGAGGCGCCAAUGGGGGGGCGGACGAAGCGGACGAUUGGAUGCCGCGCAGCCGUGGGCGCAAGGACCGGCAGGUGGCGGGGGGGCGCAUCAAGGCGCGGAGCAUGGCGGAGAGGCAGAGGCGGGAGCGCAUCAGCGAGGGGCUGCAGAAGCUGCGCAUGGCAGUGCGCGGCCACGGGGACACCGCCACCAUGCUCGACAACGCCGUCGCGUACGUGGACGCCCUGCAGCGCCGCGUGAGCUCGCUGGAGACCACCCUGCUGCUGCACAGGGCCUCGUGCAAACACCCGGGGCAGCCUGAUUGCUCUAUGGCCUCACCUGCAGAAUCUCCUGACGUUUUCUCGGCGGACUAUUGAAGUGCAUCCUUUGAUUUAAAAAAUAGCAUUAGCUCAACUAACAAAUAAAGUGCAAUUUGUUACAUCAUUCAUUAAUCGUGUAUAAUUAUUUGUACCUUCUA